Messenger RNA from Parasteatoda tepidariorum (common house spider), 968 nucleotides. RefSeq names its product glutathione S-transferase 1. The record is from RefSeq and is a predicted model, not a curated record. Gene Ontology annotation, biological process: glutathione metabolic process. Gene Ontology annotation, molecular function: glutathione transferase activity. Lineage: Eukaryota; Metazoa; Arthropoda; Arachnida; Araneae; Theridiidae.
AGCUCCCUGUCCUCUAAUGGUUAGCGCAUGCGCAUUUGUAGCACUUUCACAAAACAAGAACGAGAAUGUUUGAUAACUCUGAAACACUUUUAUGAGUAGUGCGAUUUUGUUUCAUACUCGUACAGUGUGACGUCUGUUUCCAUUAUACAUUAAAUUUAAAACUGUAUAAGUAAGCUGGUGGACAAAAAUAUGGGUAUUCUGCUGUAUGAAAUGGAGUGCAGUCCUCCUUGUGCAGCUGUACGGAUGACGCUUGGACACCUGGGAAUCAAAUUUGAUCAAAAGUUUCUUGAUUAUUUUGCCGGUGCAUCUGAAUUUUUAAAGAUAAAUCCACAACAUACUGCACCUACUGUAGAUGACAAUGGCUUCAUUCUUUGGGAAAGCCGUGCUGUACAAUCGUAUUUGGUGGACAAAUAUGCUCCGGGCAAUCCAUUAUAUCCUAAAGAUGCCAAAGAAAGAGCCAUAGUAGAUAGGUUGCUCUAUUUUGAUAUCGGUACUCUCUACAAGACUUUAAUGGAUUAUCAGUAUCCUGUACUCUUCCUUGACCAGUCUCCCGACAGUGAAAAGAAAGAAGCUGCUGAUAAAGCUUUAGGAUUUCUGGAAGGAUUCCUCAGCCAAACUUCAUAUGUUGCUGGAAACCAUCUUACCAUUGCUGAUUUCUCAAUAUUUGCAAGUCUCAUUUUCCCUCACUUUUUUGACUAUGAUUUAACUGCAUUUCCUAAAGUAACUGCCUGGAUGAAGAAAAUGAAAUCAGAAGUUCCUGAGUACAAAGAGAUCAUCGAAACCCCAAUGACCAAAUUGAAGGAAAGCAUGAAGUCAGACAAACAAGCCUAAUUUUCAAUCUAUAUUUCGUUUCAUAAUUUGUAUUCAUUUUUCAUGCCCAAGUACAAAAGUUUACAGUACAAUUUUAUAACUUUUAUUUUUAUGUUCUUUUGUACAAUGUUGUUAUAAAUAAAUCUAAUUCUAUUUGA